UUCUCUCAAAAGAGAACUAGGAUGACGUAAACAUGGAUUGAGGGAAAUAUGGGCUUCUUUCGCCUAAUGUACAGACGCAAGCAUAUAUUAUUCUUUUUAUUGUGUGCAACAACGUGCUGGUUGCUUUAUCACAUAUUUUAUUUUUCAUCAGAUCAAGUAGUACAUGAUCAAAGUAGUAAACAUGCAAUAUCAUUCCAAACCAACCAUAUCAGUGUUCAAGACACGGUUCGGAAGGCCACUGAUGUGAAACAUGAAGCAAAAGAAAGCGGGGUGCUGCAGCCUCCACCUCGAAAUGAAGAUGUUCAACCACUAACGAGGAAGGAUAAUGCUAAGUCUAAAGAUGUUCAAAGGAAGGAAGAUGCUAAACCCCCUGAAAGAAAGGAAGAUGUUCAACCAUCUGAUGGUAAAAAAGAUUCUCCACAGCAACAGCAGAAAGACUCGUCAAAACUUGAUGCUAAAAAGACUGAUAAAAGUGAUGGAAGGAACUCAAUGGCCUCUUUGACUGCAGCUCCAUUAAAGAAAGGCGACUCCAAAAUCCAAGAUGAGAAAAAUGUCAGCAAAAAGGCACAGCCUAAGGGAGAGGGUCAUUUAGAUACAAUGUUAAAAAUUGGAGAGAAGCUGAAAAAUAAGACACUGGACUUGGGUGAGAAAAUGAAGAACAAAACCAUUGAGAAACUCUCCCAGCUAGGGGUGAUCAAGUCUUCGAACCCUCUGAGGUACGUCUUUGUACCCGAUGUCUGGAAAUUGAAACUGACUCUAGACGACCUAAGUCAAGUGAUGAAAGACACAGAUCACCUGAGUAAGCAAGAGAAGAUAGAUGUGAAUUAUCCGAAACUUGUCCACGUUAAGAGUAAUUUGACCGAGGGUAAUUUGACAGUUGCCUUGCGAAAGGUCGUGAUGGAAAAUCCAGUAGGCUUCUGUGAUUGCAAAGACUAUGAAUGCAUGUGCUGUUCUAGGGUCACUCAUAAGAGGAUCCAAGUCAACCUCACUGCAUGUGCCAAUGUUACCUUCAUGUCCAAAUCUCAGGAGCUCAAUUUCAAGUUUUCCAUGGACAAUAGAACUGUAUAUCAGAAACAAAUAGCAGUUGAACCAGCUCCAAAGAUCUGCCUCGGCUCUCAUUCCAAAGUUGCAGAUAUCUGCGUGAACUUCCUAAACACGACGUCCAAAGUCACUGUUUUGGAGGAUCACAAGUUUUUGGUGGUGGGCUGUCUAGAAUUCAGCAUCAGUUUGUUCAAUAAGACGGUCAGUGCUUUCCCAGUGGACUGCUUUCAGAUGCCCAGUCAUCAACAUCAUCAGAAGGAAGAAGGGGAGAAGAAGAUGGCGCAAGACUUGGGGAAUUGGAUGCCAUAGGAAACUUUAAUUUAUUGACUGAAUGCAUGUUUUAGGGAUGGAAUGCCAAAGGAUGUUUAUUUUUGCAUUAACAUUAUAGAUACACAGUGGUUUCAUAUCGAAAGCACCAAUUUUUCAUGGAUUUCAAAAGACACACAGUUUCAAGAGGCAUUGCCUUUGCAAAUGCAAAUAAAUGUUAUUUUUUUAUUUUGAUGAACACUCGAUUUCAUUGAUUUUUUUUUUACAAUUAAUGAAAUCCAGGUAAAACUGGUGUUAUCAAAUAACAAUGAAACUACAGUAUUUUAGAAUCAUAUUAAUUUAUUCAGGCCAUAUUUUUUUGAUUGGAAUGUUUUUAUAGGUUUAUGGGGGCUUGGUUUCUGGGAAAUACCAGCAUGAAUAGUGAAAAAAAAAAUGACAAAUAUUAAUUUUAAAUGGGGAGGUACACAUAGAUUUAUGGGUCAGGUUUAAAUCAAAUUCCAACUGUAAACCACAACAAAUUCUCCUGAUACAUGUUUGCAUUCCGCAGUAUUGAGAAUGUUGAACACUGUGUGAUCAUUAAUUUAUCAAUGUUUUAUCCUCUGUUUUGAAUCAUGUAAUUUGUGUGUGUGUGUGUGUGUGUGUUUGUGUAUGUGAUAUCUCACCACAGCAAACUACUUCGAUAGUGCCAACAUGUUCACCUUUUGAAUAAUAUGUUUUUUUCACAUUAGAACUAUUUUGUUCAGGAUAUAUGAUGAUUCCUAAAGCAUUAUUUAUCAUUUUUUAAAAGAGAAUAGUUUGUCCUAUUGAAUUUAUUAAAAUUUCCUACGGCAUUAUUAAUUUAUUGUAUUAUAUGAACUACUGUAGAAGCACAUAUUAUCGUUGGGUUAAAAUUAAGGUGUUUUUUAACCAAAAACAAUUUCGUUAACAUUUAAUUUCAUCUUAUUGUAAUCCCUAAAAUGUAUCGCAUAUCAACUUUAUAUUUGUUAAUACUUAGGUUUGAAAUUUGUCCAGGAUUUAAUUUCGUUGAUUAUUACUGCUGCCUAACGAUAUUAACGAAAUUAAAUCCAUGACAAAUAUUUUUGCUUCUACAGUAUGCUUUAUUAACCAGUAGAAUGCAUCCGUUUGUUCCACAUGAUAGCAAAGCAUUUACUCAUAAGUCUUUAUAAAUUUAAGUCUCAUUUUUUGAAUAUAAUUAGAUAUUAUUAAAACAUUUCACAGACAUUAACGGUAAAUGUUUUAAAUAUUUUCUUUCAUGGUGUAUUCUAAAAUUGUUAGUGAUUUAGUUAUGGCAGUUUUUUGAUAAUCAAUUUCGAUUUAGCAAAAAAAAUUAGAUAUCUAUAUACAAACUUAAGGAAAAAUUAACCUUUAUAAAUAUCUUUGAUUGACAUCUAUUUUACAUUGUGUAAUAUCAACAGCAGUCUGUAGCCUGUAAACUGACUGUUUUACUACCAGAAUUGUCUUACAGAUACUAUAAUUGUGAAAGUAUUUAGUUUUCUUUUAUAAUUUGUUUUUUUUUUGUCUUUACAAAAAUGCAAAAUGAAAAAAUAAGCAUAACUAUUAUUCCCAGUAUAUUUUUUGACAAAAAAUGAAUGAUGUUGCCAGUCAGCUUAUAGACGAAUCCAUACAAGAAUUUUUUUUCACAUGGAUCUUUUGUGAAUUCCUUUAGUGAAAGUUUAACAGUAAACAGUACUUCGAUAGAUGAUCUUUUAUAUAGAUAGAAUGUGGUAUUUUUAUUACCGUAUAUAGGAUCUUUUAUUUAUAAUGUAGUGACCUUUAACAUGUUUAAGGAAAGGAAGGACACUAUUUAGAAAAUACUUCUAAUUGUAAAACAAAAUACUGAAUGAAAUUGGUAAUGUAAAUUAAGGCUGUAGGUAGAUGAAAGAAUGUUCACUUGGUGUAUAACUUGGAACAAAUUUUUCACUUAAGAUUUCAAUCUACUCAUCAGAUCACUAGACAGAAAUAAGUGCUAAUAAAAAAAAUCAAAAUAUGUUACUCUUUACAUAUAAAACAUGUAAGGAUAACUUUUGAAUUUAGAAGGGGUCAACUCAUGUGGCCAUCAUUUUCUAUAUUAAAUUAAAAAAAUCUUCUCCCGAGUUUCAAUUUGUAACAGUUCUAAGUAAAAUAAUUAUGGAAAAUCGAUGAUGUCUUGUCGCUAAAAGAAGAAUGAAUUGACUAUAAUCGCAGUUUCCCUUCACAACUGCAUUGUAAAAUUCUGUACCAAGGUCAGAAAGAUUAUACUUAUCACUAGCUGUAGGAAUCUGUUCAUACCAUAAGUGUUUGCUAGAAGACCCGUCUUGAUUUUGAUAGAACUAUCUUCUUUUUAUUGAAAAAAAACCCAGAUAUAAGUCAUCUCUUUGCAACCAUAUGUUUUCCAAUGAGGGGAAAAUCCUUUGGUAAAGGAACAUUAUGACAUAUUUAACCCAUCAUCCUUAGCUUUUGGGAAUGGUGUUUAACAGUGUUUUCUUUAUUCUUUAAUCAAUUUUUUUUUUUUAGUCAUUUAUCAUGUACAUUUGUAAAUCAAUCAAUGUACACAUCUCAAACUUUUGAAAUGAGUUUUUGGUGCUUUUGGAUCAUUCAUUUUUCUCUGUUCAUGAAUUUUCACUUUCUGUUUGUGGACUUUCACUUUGUGAUUGUGUUUGCUUUCACUUGUUCACCAAUGAUCAUUGUCAUACAUUGUUUUUUUUUUAUAUGACUGAUUGAAUAUUUAAAUGAAUAUCAUAUUUUUUCUCUAUUCAGUAGUAAUAUAAUACGUGUUAUGCCAUGUUAGUGUUUGUUGACCAAACAGGAAAAUAAGUUAAAUGAUAUAUUAUGUAUAAUUAUGUGACUAUAUGUUUAGGGAAAAUAUUUUAAAGUCCUCUUUUGUCAUAAAUACAGUCAGUUAAUUGAUUUAGGUAACAAUAUAUAUAUUCUAUGCAAACACAGUCAUAGUAAAACAAGGGCUUUACGAUUUGUACAUAUGAUACAUUAUCUUGCAAUACUUAUAGUAUAGAGUUUUACACAAUUUAUUUUAAUUUUAAUGUACAUUUUUCAAAUGCAAACAUACUUAAUCUGUAUUAACAUAAUGUUUUACACAAUUUAUUGAUAAAAGAAGCAAUACCUGAUACAAGAACAUGAAAUUAUUUUUAUCAUAUUCGUUUGCAUUGUGAAAUAUUAAUAAAGAUUUUAACAAAAAAUAGGCUAAAAGAACUUGUCAGAAAAGUGUUAUAUGUAGUGCUACUCGGAUGAUGAAUCAAGUUUGAGUUUAUCAUGGAGAUCUACUCACUAAUGAUAUUUGUAUUUUCUUUUCCUUGGUAAUUUACAUUUUUCAGGGGUUUAAACUGUCAAAGACAGCAUUAUUUUGUUUUUUGAUUCAUCGAAACUUAUUGUUGGUUCAAACUUGAUUAUGUUCAUAUUAUGCAACUGUGUAGAAUUUUAAGAGUUCUAGACUUAAUACACUUUCUCAGCUUUUGUCAAAUUUCAUAAUUUUUUGUCGAAUGCCAAUUAUUUUUAAAAAGGUCUGAGCAUUGAUAAAAUUGUGUUUAUUUCAAAUUGCUUUUGUUAAGAGUAUGAUUGUUCUCUUGGGUACAUAUAUGCUCAACAACUAACCUACUUAGUUCUCUUUUAAUCUCCAGAAUCAGUGAGAAUUCAACAUGUCCACAGCUUCUUUCUGAUGGCAUUUAAUUCCAUCAGUAAAUUAGUAAUAAUAAGAGCCCUUGGGUUAAACAAACCAUGUAGUUAAUUUCAGUACAAUCUUUGCUGUAAAGAUAUCAAGCGUUAAUGAUUGUUAAUUUUUUACUUGUAUAUUUGCAUGAUAGCAGGUGUAUGAGUGAUAAUGCCAUAAAAUUGUAAUCUGGUUUAUUGAUGAAAUAUUGUAGAGCUCGAUUUAUUAUUUUAUUUAAUAUUUUUUGCCCAUGUUCAUACUCACGAAUAAAGUUUGAAAACUCA
This is a messenger RNA of Magallana angulata, 5232 nucleotides long. RefSeq lists its product as uncharacterized. The transcript is spliced from 4 exons. Bases 49 to 1350 code for a protein of 433 amino acids. Lineage: Eukaryota; Metazoa; Mollusca; Bivalvia; Ostreida; Ostreidae. The record is from RefSeq and is a predicted model, not a curated record.